AGAGAAGCCUCAAGAUGGCUGACUUCGCUGUGCUCCGCUUACCUCACCGCAGCUGCUACUGCGGUAGCCCCGGCGGUCGCCCCCGCCAAAAUCCCGCUCGUCAAGCCGACCGAAGCGAAGGGAGCCCCUGACAGCCGCUCUCAGUCUUCCCGGGAUUUCAACCCGCCGCCGCCCAAGAAGGUCCGAGUGGAGGAGAGGAGCGGUAAACCCAAGAAACUCAGCAGGGAAGGAGGUGUGGGAGGCAACGGUAGCGGCAAAGAGAAACUCCAGCAGCCCACGAAGCUACAGAGUUAUGGCAGCAGUGCGGGCUUGUGGAGCUUCAGCCCGGUUAAGACGAGUAGCAACAACCCUCCGGUGCCUGCUACUGUUGGACACCAACCACCGACAAACACGCAUAAAGUCUUUAAACAGAGCGAUUUCUUCCUCCACAAAGCGCCUUCCUCCUCCAAACCCAAGAAACCGAGUAAAGAUAAACAGCGCGAGAAAGAGAGGGAGAAGGGGAAAGGAGGCGGAGAGGAGAAAAAGAAAACUAAACUAUUGGUGAGCUCCGGACCCGGGAAUAAUGUCAGUAACAACAACAACAACAACAACAACGAUAUCGGCAGAAUUAAUAACACUUCUGCAGUGAAAAGAGAAAAUGGGGAGGUCAUGCUGCCACCCAAAGAGCACUCCGACAAGGCAAAAGAGAGAGACCGAGAGGAGAGGGAGAAGAAGAAGGUCAAAGACAGAGAGAGAGAAAAGGAGAAGAAGAAGCACAAAGUGAUAAACGAGAUCAAGGGGGAGAACGGAGAAGUCAAGCAGCCGAUUAAAGGUGGAAGAAAAAAGAAGAAGAAACACAAAGAGGGGGAGAAGCACAAACGAGUGAAGAUGUACCACCGCUCCUGCCAAACCAUUUGUGCUGGCCUGUUUCUCCUCCCUCCAUCCUCUCCAUCUCCCACCUCUUCUUCCUCUUCUUCCUCAUCCUCUGAUCCCUCUCAUAACUCCUCCCUGUCUCCAUUUAAGUCCCCUCUACCUGUUUACCCUCCACCCAACAACAAAACUGCACAUUUCCUACCUUCCUCGCCUCAUCUCGCCCCCAAAUCUCUCUUAAACUGCGCUCUCCUCGACUCCCUCAACUCUACGUCGUCCUCCAUGAAGACGCAAACCAAACACCAGUGCACCUAUCCUGGCAUGGGGGGCCUGGAGUUUGCUCCAUACAUCCACAUAGAGAACCAACCUAACGGAGGUGCCCUGGUGGCCCACGCCUACACGUCCCAGCUCUCCUCUCUCUCCAUGGGCGAGAGGCAGAGAUUUGCCCAGGAGUUUGUCACCUUGGCUUUCAGCGAGGACUCAUCCCUGGCAGCUCAUUACGUCAUGGGAAUUGUCCACGGAGAAGCCGGCUACCUGCCUGACUUCUUGGACUACUUCUCAACCAAGUUCCCAACAGCACCAGUCAAAAUGGAAAUACUGGGAAAGAAGGACAUCGAAACCACCACGAUGGUUAAUUUCUACUCUCAGGUGAAGAAAACGUACAGUAAUGGUACAUACAGAGCCGGGGCAAUGAGACAGAUCAGCCUGGUGGGAGCCGUGGACGAGGAGGUUGGGGAUUAUUUCCCAGAAUUCCUAGGCAUGCUCGAGGAGUCGCCCUUCCUGAAGCGGACUCUUCCCUGGGGAACGUUCUCCAAUCUGAAGUCGAUGGAUCCCACAGAGAGCGAUGACGGUCCCAUAAUGUGGGUCAGACCAGGAGAACAGAUGAUACCUGUAGCUGAUAUACCAAAGUCCCCUUUUAAAAGAAAACGCUCCACCAACGAGGUGAAGAACCUGCUGCAGUCGCUACCCAGGACCAGCGAGCCCAGAGAGAUGCUAUUUGAGGAUCGGACUCGAGCCCAUGCCGAUCACAUCGGUCAGGGCUUUGAACGACAAACCACAGCAGCCGUGGGGGUGCUGAAGGCCGUGCGGGCUGGAGGAAGCUCAGAGCCUCCUCGUGUCACCAAAGACGUCGUGUGUUUCCAUGCUGGUGAUUUCCCUCAUGUAGUUCAGAGGCUGCAGCUGGACCUAUACGAACCUCCGCUUUCUCAGUGUGUGCAGUGGGUGGAUGAUGCCAAGCUGAACCAGCUGCGUCGCGAGGGCAUCCACUACGCCCGCAUCCGCCUGUGCCACGAUGACAUCUAUUUCAUCCCUCGCAAUGUGGUCCACCAGUUCAAGACUGUGUCGUCUGUCUGCAGCCUGGCAUGGCACGUCCGCUUAAGAAAAUACCACCAUGGAGCGGGAGAUGAGGAGGAGGAAGAUGAGGAGGAGCAGGUUGAGAUGAAGGAGAGGAAACCCGUGGAGGAAGAGAGGAGAGAAAAGAAGUGUGAGAAAGGAAUGAAGGAGGAGGACGAGGAGGUUGGUGUGGCAGAAAACGGAGCUUUGCCUGCUGUCAAAAAGGAGGAACAGGAUCCUCACCCGCCUCUCUUGUGUCAGCCCGCUCUCUCAGUGGACUCUAGCAGCGCGAGAGACAAAGAGGUGGAGAAGGUAAAAGAAGGAGGGAAACCCAAACGGCAGGAUUCACCUCCUGUGAAGGUGAAAGCAGAACUUCCAACGCCUCCUCUCUGCAAGAAUAAAUCACCUUUACCUCUUCCUCCUGCCACUCAUCCUCCUCAUCAGGACACAAAACCCAAAGCAGCAUCAUCAAAGCACCUUCACCACCAUCACCAUCAUUCGGACAGCAGAACGACGUCUUCCAGUUCAAGGUCCUCCUCUUCUGCUCCUAAAUCACCCAUCACUAAGUCUUCCUCCUCUUUGUUGGCUUCAGCUGUUACUCCUUCGCGCUCCUCUUUUGCCGCUCCCAAUCCAUCCUCUACCUCUUCUCCAUCUCCUGCCCUGUCCACAUCUUCCUCCGCGUCAACCUCCACUACACCUACUCCCAAGCCUGUGGCCAACUUCUCCAAACUCCCUCCUUCCAGCGUCUCUUCCACUUCCUCUCAGUCAGACCAACCGAAAGAAAAGGUUUUGCUCCGCCUGAAGCCAGACGUCCCCGUCUACUCAGACACGCGGGCGCGGGCGCAUUCGGAGGUUCGAGCAUCACACGGGUCUACCUGCCGUGGAUGCACACACCUCUGCGAGUUCACAAGCAGACACACGGACACACGCGGUAGGUCGAACGGCGACAGACUUACGGACACAAACGCUCCAAGAGAGAUGGACUCACAGUGCGGACUCCAGGGCGCAGAUGCAUCCGCCACAGGACGCCGGGAGACAAGGAGUUUACAUGCAGCAAUACCCACCCCAGCAUCUCCCCCCUCCUCACCUCGCUCACAUGCUUCCCCCGUCUUUCUCCCCUCUCCUGCCACACUCCCACCUUCCUCAUCGUCCGCCAAUCCUCCCCCCGAAUCUGCUGUCCAAUCACUCUGCACAGCCCCAACCUCUGAACUCUUAUCUGGGUCAGAACGCACCGCCACAUUCAGUUCACAUGAGCCAGCUUCACCUGCACCCCCCGCACCAACCAAACUUCUCCGCCCAGUCUCAACCGUACUACCAGCCGAACACUCCCCUCCCCAGCUCCCAGUCUCUUCCUCCUCACCUUCCUCACCAUCACCAGUUCGCCCUGCACGCCAACCCCUUCUACCCCCCUCAGCUUCCCCACUUCUCCCCUCACCACUUCCUCCCCCCUCAGUCUUACCUCCCUCAACCACCCAGCUCUUACCCGCUACAACCACAAUACCAGCCUCAGUCUUUCCCUCACCCGCCUCCUCCUCCUUCGUCCUCGCCGCCUCCCCCUCCUCCUUCACUUCCACCUCCUCCUCCCCCUCAACCUUCCCCUUCUGUCCUCCUCCCUCCCCCAAAGCAUGAAGCGGAGAUUUUAUAGUUUUUGUACAUAAGGAUGCUGUUUUUAAAUGACUGUAUAUGUACAAAGUUUUAUUUUGGUUGUGAUGUAAAUGUAAACAAUGUAAAAAAGACGUGGAUCGGUAUCAGCAGUUUAUAAAGCAGAGUUUAUUCACCCCAGACAACAAUGACUAGUGUACUGAAUGCUUUGGUCGUUCCAGGUCAGAAAUAUUAAGAAUUUUGGCCUUCAGUCAUGUAUGGCUGCACCAGUUUUGACUUUAAAGAUUAUAAUAUUGCUCAAGGUCUGAAUGAUCUCCCUUGUCUGAGGUAGGAAGGAACACAUGUAAACUUCUUCUUUGACAGACUGAGAUAUUUAUAUAUAAAAAGGUCAUGAUGAUGACCUUUUUGUGAAAUUGCAGCUAAUUCUUUCAUUUUUGUGGCUUUUUUUUCUAGUAUAUUGUUUGUGCCCAAGAGUACUGAUGGCUCGAACCAUGACAUCAUACAAUACACUAUUGUUUUGAUGUAAUAUUGCUACAUUCUCUCUACUCUAUUGUAUUGAUAAAUCUUAAUUAAUACAGUAUAUCGCAGAACAUUUCCCUGUAUUUUGAGCAAUAAUGCUCUGCAAUAAUCUGCUGACUAUAAAUAUUAAUGCAUUUCCCCAUUAUUGAUAUGGUGACGGCACGUAUCAGUAUAUUUUAGUCUGACUUCAAAGCCAUUGAAUCAUGUUGGGCGUUAUCAAAUCUGAUUAGUUCAGUUUGUAGUGCUACUAAACAAAAGGAACCCCUCACAUGUCAAUAUAAAAGUAUAUUAAGUUAAAUAGUUUGACAUUUUUGGAAAUGCAUUUAUUUAUUUAUCUUAUUUUAAUUGAGUUUAUCUUGUUUUAUUUUAGCUUAGCAGAAACACUGGAGUCAUCUCUGUGAACAAGCAGAGACUAGUUACAAGUUACUGCUGCUGGUCAAGAAGUGUUUUGUUAUUUAGUGAGCUCUAGAGGUUCUGGUAGGUGCGUUAUGCUAGUUUGGGAUUAGGGCUGCAACUAACAAUUUAUUUUUUAUUAUUAAUUAAUCUUAUUAUUUUCUAGAUUAAUCAUUUAGUCUAUAAAAUGUCAGAAAAUAGUGGAAAAAAGUCCAUCCUAGUUUCUCAAAGUCCAAGGUGUCUUUUGAAUGUUUUGUUUUGUCGUUCCAAAACCCAAAGAUAUUUACUUUAAUAUUAUAUAAAACGGAGAAAAGCAAAGUAUUACCUGUACUCGACACCUGUGGCAGAGCUCUUAGUGUCAUUUUGCUGUGUUAUUGGAUGUGUGCCAGGGUUUCCUAAGUUUAGAAACAGCCCUUCAGCCAAGGACGAAUUGGACCCAGCCAAGGCCGCUACACAGCCCGGCCUUCAGUCUCAGGAAAAGAAACGUUCAGGACACAUCCACCAAUAUAUUGGUCUUCUAAAAGCAGUCCGAGUUACCUUUUUUAGGUAAUUGUUCAAGGUCAUUGAAAUAUUAAAUCUGCAACCUUAUAUCAGUACCUAUGCAGCUACAUUAAGAGCUCGCCAUGAGUUAACUUUUGCUCUCACAGCAUCAGGGGAAGAAUAACAGAAUGUAGUAGGUCAAGACUCAUUACAGCACUUUGUAACAUGGUUAUAUCCACUGUUGAUAUCAUUGGAGAUACUAAUUAUGUCAGAUGAUCAACAGGGCAAUUUCAGGUUCUUCCAAGACUUAUGUUAAUAAUUUAGGCCUCAGACUUCUAUGAUACAAUUGUUUUUAUUUGUUAUGGACGCAUGAAGACACAGCAGGUACACACUGUUGAGAGUUAAUUCCCAAAGCACUAUUUAUCUAUUUAGCUGAAGUCCAGGUUCUCUACAGUGUGGAGCAUCCUGUCUAUUAACAUGUUUUAUUUAUCAACCAGGGACCGGAACGACUUCUUGUGUUUUUAAAAAAGUACAAUAAAUUAUUGAAAUUCUGUUUUAGCGACAACUAUGAAUAUCUUUCUCCAGGCGGUGAACAUCUCUUCUGUCUCACUUUAAUGUUGAAAACUUGGUUUUGUCAUUGAUGUCUUGAUUUUUCUAUCAAUAUUGGAGUACAGCCCACUUGCUAAUGUAGCCCACAACAUUUCCCCAGUGCCUGUCCUUAACUGUGAAUUACUUAAUGGCCCAGAGCCAUAAAGAGAAGGAGUUCUGUGCAUUUUUUUAAAAUCCCAGUUUUUGAUUUCCCCUGGAAAACGAGAGCAAAGCCUUAAAUUGGUCUUGAAAGCCGCUGAAAACUCUCCAAAUAUCUGCGGCGUAAGUUGAGAUGAGUCAAACCCUGUGGCUCGGUGGGACGAUAUCCUAAAAGCAGGGUUGUGUUUUUCAUGAUUAGUCUCGCCGCCAUCCUGCUAAAUUAAAUGUAAACCUUUAGCUCUCUUGCUCAGUUUGCCUCGAAGGAUUUAAUUUUAGAGACUGAACUCUUCACUUUGUGGCUUUGGGGAGAGCGAGGUGAUAGAAAAGCACUUGAUGCCAGUUGCAGGGCGCUCUGCAUCUCUUUUUAUGCUUUUGGGUUUCAGAUGACAGGAACUUCUAUAUUUCUUUUGUACAAAUGUAACACAAUUAUGGUUGAAAACAAAACAAGUCUUCAGGGGCUGGUGUUGUUUUCACAGAGUUUAUUUAUCUCAAGGUUUUUGGGUUGUUUCUGUGAUUUUUAACUGUCAUCACUGUAUUGUACAUAAGAAGUUUUGUAAAGAGGAAAAAAUGUGUAGUGUGGUUUCUACUUUAAAUAUGAGCCUAGCUAAUAAAAGGUUCAAUGUAUGGAAAA
This is a messenger RNA of Cottoperca gobio, 6553 nucleotides long. RefSeq lists its product as uncharacterized. Gene Ontology annotation, cellular component: nucleus. The transcript is spliced from 9 exons. The annotation marks the transcript as partial. The record is from RefSeq and is a predicted model, not a curated record. Lineage: Eukaryota; Metazoa; Chordata; Actinopteri; Perciformes; Bovichtidae.